This is a messenger RNA of Salarias fasciatus (jewelled blenny), 945 nucleotides long. RefSeq names its product dickkopf WNT signaling pathway inhibitor 3a (gene dkk3a). The transcript has 8 exons. NCBI's taxonomy places the organism in Eukaryota, Metazoa, Chordata, Actinopteri, Blenniiformes, Blenniidae. Gene Ontology annotation, cellular component: extracellular region. Bases 37 to 882 code for a protein of 281 amino acids. Gene Ontology annotation, biological process: negative regulation of canonical Wnt signaling pathway; multicellular organism development. Gene Ontology annotation, molecular function: co-receptor binding; receptor antagonist activity. The record is from RefSeq and is a predicted model, not a curated record.
AGCAUCAGCAGCAGUGGGUCCUGCAGCGGGAGCAGCAUGAUGCAGACCGGCCUGCUCCUCUUGGCUCUCGCAGCAGUCUGCCACGCCAUCCUCCCUGAGAUAGUGGACUCGGGCAUCAGCCACAUCCUGGAGGAUCACUACGCCUGGGUGCAGCCGGAGCAGGACAGCGUGCUGGUGGAGGUGGAGCAGCUGCCGGAGGACACACAGCUCAAGCCAGAGGAUGCAUUUCAUCAAACAAACAACCAGACAGACAACAACCUUUCUACAAGUCCUCCCACUGUAACAGCCUCCGACCAGGCGAAGGAUGCUGCUUCUGUUCGCUCCUCCUCAGCAGACCAGGAGACAAACAACAUUACCACGGCCGUCCAGCAUGACGAUCUGGAAAACCAUAUCGAUCACGGAUGUAACACACAUGGUGACUGUGGACAGGGAAAGUACUGCCUCGUGGAAACACACAAUUCCAAGUGUCUGCCCUGCAAAGCGACCGAUGUGUCCUGUGCACAGGAUGAGGAGUGCUGCGGUGAGCAGCUGUGUGUCUGGGGUCAGUGCAGCCAGAAUGCCACUAAAGGCGAGGCCGGCAGCACCUGCCAGGUCCAGAGCGACUGCAGCCCGGAGCUCUGCUGUGCUCUCCAUAAAGCCCUGCGUUUCGCGGUCUGCUCGGCCAGGCCCAUCGAACGGGAGCGCUGCUUCGGUGACUCCAACCACCUGAUGGCGCUGUUGUCCUGGGACACCAGAGACGAGGGGCCCAGGAAGCACUGCCCCUGUGCAGGGGAUCUCCACUGUCAGCACCUGGGGCGAGGCUCCAUGUGUCUGAAGGGAGAGGACUCCAGUGAAGAGGACCUGACAGACUCCCUCUACUCAGAGAUAGACUACAUCAUCUAGACACAGCUGGACCUUUCCGACUGGGCUGCGACAAACAGAAAUAUCUUGAAAUAUUUAAACAGA